Molecule: messenger RNA, 1443 nt
Organism: Mercenaria mercenaria
Lineage: Eukaryota; Metazoa; Mollusca; Bivalvia; Venerida; Veneridae
Exons: 6
Coding region: 309-959 (216 amino acids)
Source: RefSeq, a predicted model, not a curated record
GCAUGCCUUUUUAAUUUCAUUUAGAAACUCAAAGCCCCAGAUCACUGAAGGUUCAUUAUACUGCGCAUUACGAGGAUCUAUACUGUGCCACAGAGGACCUACAAGAUUAUGCCUUGGAACUUGUAGAAAUACAAGUGAAAUCUGUUAUAACAAAUCUACCGUGUAUACUCGAAAAGACGUGUUUCCUUGACUACUCCGAGGUCCUCAAUUGUGAUGCAACAAGUAGAGAGAAACGUUCCCAGGAAACUGCUGGGUUCAUACUUACGAUAUCAAGCUCGUCAAACCAAGGAAACGAAACCAUUGUGAUAAUGGAGGAUGCUGUCAAGAAGAUAAAAGGUGCUGCAGAUGCUGACCAGUUUACAGUGGACAUUCUUGAUGAUGAAUAUGAACUCGAAAGUAACAAGACAGACCUAACUGGAGAGAUAGUGUGCGCCUCCGGACACACAAGAGUGAAAUUUUAUUGUGUUCCUUGUGGCACUGGAAGUUACCUGUAUAAGGACUACUGUGUGAUGUGUCCAGUGGGAACGUAUCAGGACAGAGAAGGGCAGACAGAAUGUAACGUAUGUCCUGAUGGUACAGGGACAUUAGGUGUAGGAUCUGACCAUGUCAAAGAUUGUGCAGUUGAAAAAUCACAAUGGGACAAGACAAAAGAAGUUAAAGUGACGGGGAUAGCGAUAGGCUGUGCUGCUGCUGUAGCUGUGAUAGUAAUUGCUGCUUACGUCUACAGGAGAUAUAGAGCAAAGCAGAAGAAACUCAUCGAGCCCACUGAUAUAAACAGGGUUUCCAGUCAGCAGGUGAAACAAGGUGGAGUUCUUGGUGCAGCCAGGAAAAUAUUUCAGAAAGAGAUAGUCUCUGUUGAUACAUUAGAUGACACUAACAAUGCUUUCGCAUUGAAACGAUUAGGUACAUUCACAUUGGAUGACGGAACGAUUGUUCACAGUAAGCCUUGGAAAUACUGAAACUGGCUCUACAAGAAGCACACAAAGAUCUUGUUUCAAAACAAAGAAAUUUACUAGAAGUUUGAAACCGAUGUCAAGUAUGAAGAAACAGUUUCUGACAUUAAACAACAGACACAUACUUUCAAUAGUUUCCAUAGAAUAGCUUAGUUUUGCUAAAACUCCAUUAUCGUUCAGAGACAUGUCUAAUCGAGACAUUUUCAUAUCGAGUAUGUAUAAAAAAAAUGUAGUAAAUCUUCAUUUAUUAUUUCAAGUAAACUCUGCUUCCUAGUACAUAUACCAAAAACAGAGGCAUAAUGAAAUGUAUCAUUAAAAUGUGAUCUGUUUGCUUUCUGUUUACAACAAUGACUGGAGAUUGUAGACUUUUUCAGCCUAAAUAAAUUAUAUAAAUAAAAUUAAUAUAAUUAAAUAUAUUGUCUGUAAGAAAAGGGAAGUAACACAGUCUAUAGAGGUUGCUUUUGUUAAAAAAACAAUCAUCUUUACACCA